Cyanidioschyzon merolae strain 10D is the source of this 3951-nucleotide messenger RNA. Its product is annotated as similar to hedgehog protein. The record is from RefSeq and is a predicted model, not a curated record. The transcript has a single exon. Gene Ontology annotation, biological process: protein autoprocessing; intein-mediated protein splicing. The coding region runs from base 1 to 3951 and encodes 1316 amino acids. Lineage: Eukaryota; Rhodophyta; Bangiophyceae; Cyanidiales; Cyanidiaceae.
AUGGGUUCUACGAAUCAGCCUACAAAUAGAUAUCUCUUCUCAAGUAUGGCGAAAGGAACUGCACUAAGUCAGAAGAAGCGGUUUACAACAGCACGCCGUCGACACCAACGAGCUUUUCGCUUUAUGUUGAUGCUCGUCCUGGUAAUGUUUUGGUUGGAAAAAGUGAUAAUCGUACAACCUACGGCAGCAGCAACAUCAACGCCGACGGCAACACCGACACCUUCGCCUACGCCAACUGCGACACCAACGCCUACGCCUACACCGACACCGACACCGACACCGACGGCAACAAAAACGCCUACACCGACGGCAACACCGACACCGACACCGACACCGACGGCAACAAAAACGCCUACACCGACGGCAACACCGACACCGACACCGACACCGACACCGACACCGACGGCAACAAAAACGCCUACACCGACGGCAACACCAACACCUACGCCUACGCCAACUGCAACACCGACACCAACACCGACGGCAACACCAACACCAACGCAUACACCGACGGCAACGCCAACGCCUACACCGACAGCAACACCAACACCUACGCCUACGCCAACUGCAACACCGACACCGACACCAACACCAACGCAUACACCGACGGCAACACCAACACCUACGCCUACGGCAACUGCAACACCGACACCGACACCGACGGCAACUGCAACACCGACACCGACACCGACGGCAACACCAACACCUACGCCUACGCCAACUGCAACACCGACACCAACACCAACACCAACGCAUACACCGACGGCAACACCAACGCCUACACCGACGGCAACACCAACACCUACGCCUACGGCAACUGCAACACCGACACCGACACCGACGGCAACUGCAACACCGACACCGACACCGACGGCAACACCAACACCUACGCCUACGCCUACGCCAACUGCGACACCGACACCGACACCAACGCCUACGCCAACUGCAACGCCGACACCAACACCUACGCCAACUGCGACACCAACGCCUACGCCAACUGCAACGCCGACACCUACACCGACACCUACACCAACUGCAACACCAACGCCUACGCCUACGGCAACCGCGACACCGACACCAACACCUACGCCUACGCCAACAGCAACACCGACACCAACGCCUACGCCAACUGCGACACCAACGCCUACGCCUACGCCUACGCCGACUGCAACUCCGACGCCAACACCAACUGCGACACCAACUGCAACACCGACACCGACGGCAACACCAACUGCAACACCGACACCGACACCGACACCGACACCGACACCAACGCCAACUGCGACACCAACGCCUACGCCUACGCCAACUGCGACACCGACACCGACACCAACGCCUACGCCAACUGCAACGCCGACACCAACACCUACGCCAACUGCGACACCAACGCCUACGCCAACUGCAACGCCGACACCUACACCGACACCUACACCAACUGCAACACCAACGCCUACGCCUACGGCAACCGCGACACCGACACCAACAUCUACGCCAACGCCUACGCCAACUGCAACACCAACGCCAACUGCGACACCAACGCCUACGCCUACGCCUACGCCGACGGCAACACCAACUGCGACACCAACUGCAACACCGACUGCAACUCCGACGCCUACGCCAACUGCAACACCGACACCGACACCGACACCGACACCGACACCGACACCGACACCGACACCAACGCCUACGCCAACUGCAACCCCGACACCGACGCCGACACCAACACCAACGCCAACUGCGACACCAACGCCUACGCCUACGCCAACUGCAACACCGACACCAACGCCUACGCCAACUGCGACACCAACGCCUACGCCUACGCCUACGCCGACUGCAACUCCGACGCCAACACCAACUGCGACACCAACUGCAACACCGACACCGACGGCAACACCAACUGCCACACCGACACCGACACCGACACCGACACCGACACCGACACCAACGCCAACUGCGACACCAACGCCUACGCCUACGCCAACUGCGACACCGACACCGACACCAACGCCUACGCCAACUGCAACGCCGACACCAACACCUACGCCAACUGCGACACCAACGCCUACGCCAACUGCAACGCCGACACCUACACCGACACCUACACCAACUGCAACACCAACGCCUACGCCUACGGCAACCGCGACACCGACACCAACAUCUACGCCAACGCCUACGCCAACUGCAACACCAACGCCAACUGUGACACCAACGCCUACGCCUACGCCUACGCCGACGGCAACACCAACUGCGACACCAACUGCAACACCGACUGCAACUCCGACGCCUACGCCAACUGCAACACCGACACCGACACCGACACCGACACCGACACCAACGCCAACUGCGACACCAACGCCUACGCCUACGCCAACUGCGACACCGACACCGACACCAACGCCUACGCCAACUGCGACACCGACACCGACACCAACGCCUACGCCAACUGCAACGCCGACACCAACACCUACGCCAACUGCAACGCCGACACCUACACCGACACCUACACCGACUGCAACACCAACGCCUACGCCUACGGCAACCGCGACACCUACACCGACACCUACACCAACUGCACACCACGCCUACGCCUACGACAACCGCGACACCGACACCUACACCGACGCCAACACCAACUGCGACACCGACACCACGCCAACUGCGACACCUACACCAACACCUACGCCGACGGCAACACCGUCACCUACGCCUACCCCGGCAAUAGCCGGUGUUGCAUUCUCUGCGGUGGUCAGUGUGGUGAACAAGACCGUGUGUGUUGAUGUUGCGGUCGUUCUCCAGGAUAACUUAGAAACCAAGCUGAAUGGAACUGGAGCGAACGUCACUGUGUCGGAUAACUGCGAUAGUAUCUUCGUGUCCAUAGCCUCGCGGUUCGCCGACUGGUACGAGAGAAGCAGCCUCGACGUUCAACGUGUAUUCAGCGCAACAUCAGCAGUGAAUGCAAGCUACAAUAUCUCUAUCUUAGCACCUACCGCGCUCGUAUCCAACGUGACGAAGAUCUCUACCAAUUUUACAAGUAGCGUUCCAAGUAUCCUGCCAAGUGGAGCGAGUCACGUGGCGAUCUCGACUCCGAAAGUUGUGCCAACACCCACACCCACACCUACACCGACACCGACACCAACACCGACAACUUCAGCAACGCCUACGCCUACCGUCUCAGUGACGCCUUCACCGACAGCAAAUGUUACACAGGUUUCUGUGGGUGGCGGCGCUGCGGUCUGCUUCCCAGCGGGUGCUUCGGUGCUUAUUGAUGGUCUUGGCAAGACGCGGCGGAUAAGCGAAUUGCGCCCGGGUAUGACCGUAAUCGGCGUCGAUUCACGUGGGCGACUGGUCGAGGACACAGUUCUGGGGUGGUUGCACAAAGAGACUCGCGCCACAGCAGAAAUCCUAUUGAUCAAGACGCGUUCGGGGAAGGAGCUGCGCUUGACGAGGCAGCAUCUGGUGUACCGGAUGAACGAGAACCCGAGAGUCCCGGGCCGCAAAAUGACAGCUGUGUCGAGUCUUUCACAUGAGAAAGAGCAGCACAUACAGAAGAUCCUCGAACUGGAGACGUCUGUAGGUGAAGCGGUUUUCGCAGAAGAUAUCCGCAUAGGCGACGCCUUAUUCGACAUUGCUGCGCACCUGCCGGACCCCGUGGUGGCAAUUGACACUCUCGUUACGAGUGAUGGCCUCUAUGCGCCGCUGACGCGCUCAGGGCACCUUGUGGUAGACGGAAUUCUUGUUAGUUGCUACGGGACCUAUGCAUCGCACACUGUGGCACAUGCUGUAUUGUGGCCUGCGCGGGUUGAACUUUUGCGCAAGAUAUGGGGAUCAGCGCUCGGCUCUGACAGCACGGAAGGUAUCAUGCCAUAUGCAGAAGGACUGUACCGCGUAUGGACAAGUGCAGCACGUAUUCUGAAAGAUAGUCGCGUGAAUGCUAUAGCUGUUGCCUGCUAA